GCGCUCUAUGGUACGGGCGGGCAGAGCGGCCCCGGUGAGGCGCCCCCUCCUUUCCCAACAGCCAUAGAGAAGCAGGGAGGCUGGCUCACUGUUUGCCAGGGAAGGGAGCAGGCACACGGAAGGGAGCGAGCAGGUCUGAUGGAUGGAGCUUUAUUUGGCAGGGACGGUGAGGGGACACCGAGGCCGCGCCACCCCGGGAGCGGACACCGAGCUGACCGGGACGGAAGGCGCAGCCGCAACCCGGUGCUGCGCAGGCCUCCGCGCCUGCCCUCCCCCGGUUUCUCAGGAGAUUGAUGGCGGCGCCGGCCAAUAGGAAGGCGCAGCCCGUGGGCGCCGCCAAUGGGCGUGGGCCGUUGGCGGGCGGGGCGGAGCGGCUGGCGGCGCCGGGCGCAGCCAUGCUCCGCCGCUCGCUCUGGCUGUGCCUCUGCCUCUGCUCCUGCCCGGCCCGCGGUUUACGCAUCCAUGAAUACUUGUAUUUCCAAGUGCUGAGCCCUGGAGACAUCCGCUACAUCUUCACCGCCACUCCGGCCAAGGAUUUUGGUGGUGUGUUUAACACAAGGUACGACCAGAUCCACCUGGUCCCAGCAGAUCCCCCCGAAGCCUGCGGAGAGCUGAAUAAUGGCGUCUUCAUCCAGGACCAGAUUGCCUUGGUGGAGAGGGGGGGUUGCUCGUUCCUGUCAAAGACGCGUGUGAUCCAGGAGCAUGGUGGACGGGCGGUGAUCAUCGCAGAUAACGCCUAUGAUAACGACAGCUUCUAUAUCGAGAUGAUCCAGGACAGCACCAGGCGGACAGCUGACAUCCCCGCACUCUUCCUGCUGGGCAGGGACGGGUACAUGAUCAGACGCUCCCUGGAGCAGCAUGGGCUCCCCUGGGCCGUCAUCUCCAUUCCCGUCAACGUCACCAGCAUCCCCACCUACGAAAUGAUGCAGCCCCCCUGGACCUUCUGGUAGCAGUGAGAGGCUGCAGCAGAUCAAGGACUUCUCAGUGGAUCCCAGGAGCUUGCCCCAGGGACCAGGUUUGAGGACAAGGUGCCAACGCGCUCCAGAGAUCCCACCAUCCAGCCUUGCCGGAUUCAGCAAUAGGGCGAUCUUUCUGCUGCUGCCGGCGUGUGGCUGAAGGGCAAACACCAGCGCCCACGGUGGGAACCUUGAGCUUGGCACCAAGCACCCUUUGUAGUGACUUUCUGGGGGGGAAAUGAUGGUCCAGAACAGGUCAGCACUUCCCCGGGAAACGUUUUAACGAUGGGAAAGAUGGCACCAGUAAUUUGUGCUGCUGAUUUAGAGGGAUACAGGAUUACGUGGACGCGGUACGACAGGCAUGGGAGGGAGAGUGAGAUACAGGCUUGGUCUGUACCAGCAGCGCUCGCCUGACAUCUGUAUAUUUUUGUCUGAGAUAAUGAAGUCUGAACAAGUUUUAGAGAAAGGGGAGU
Molecule: messenger RNA, 1429 nt
Organism: Chroicocephalus ridibundus (black-headed gull)
Lineage: Eukaryota; Metazoa; Chordata; Aves; Charadriiformes; Laridae
Gene: PRADC1
Product: protease associated domain containing 1
Exons: 5
Coding region: 294-950 (218 amino acids)
Source: RefSeq, a predicted model, not a curated record